Messenger RNA from Sipha flava (yellow sugarcane aphid), 2433 nucleotides. RefSeq lists its product as uncharacterized. The record is from RefSeq and is a predicted model, not a curated record. The transcript is spliced from 8 exons. The coding region runs from base 683 to 2002 and encodes 439 amino acids. NCBI's taxonomy places the organism in Eukaryota, Metazoa, Arthropoda, Insecta, Hemiptera, Aphididae.
CAGGCAGACUUUUGGUAACUUUUGGUAACUGAAGUUUUCUCAUGCAUAUUAAGAGCCUCGUUCAUAAUCAUAAAUGAUCAAAAUAAUUUUUUAAACGUACAUGUUUGCCACAUAUUUGUAAUUUAUUCAGAAAACAAACAAUAAUACUUGAAAUAUAAUGAUAGUUUAUAAAACUGUAAUUGUAAGAGCGACUUAUCCUUACAUGUCGAUAGAAUAAUAAAUAAUGAUAAUUAUAGUAGUAAUCAAAUUUAUAUUGAAUUAUAUCGUGACAUUUUUUUACUAUCCAUAGUAGAUGAUUUGUGUCGUCAACGGUUGAUCAAUUUUAAUUUAAAUUUUGACGCCUCUCACGCGCCCUUUUGAUUUUGGCGCCCUAUACCGUCGCACGCAACAAUCGUAUCUAAAGCCGGCUCUGGUCCUGUUGCCCAGAGCAGCAAAUUUUUAAAUUUUAGUAACAAUUUUCUAUUCUGUAGAUAAUAAUAUAUCCCCAUGGAAAUAUUAAAUUAUAAUUUGAAUAGCAAGGCUCCCAGACAACAGUGAUAAUAUCAAUGAAAUAUAACAGAUAUUAGUACUAGAAUUUUUCAGGAAUUUUUGUAUAAAUAAAUGUUAACAACUUUAUAAGAGUUAUUAACGAAAGUUUAGAAUUUAUAUAUAAAUUGACGAGAGUCAAGAGUAUAACAGUAAAAUGGGUAUAGUUUAUUCGACGUUGAGAAGAAUUCGAGAAGCGUUCAGCAGCAGAUCGAAAACAACCGAAUCGAGAAGUGAAACCAGAAAUUCACAAUCGACGAAUUCAUGGUUCAGAAGACUUCAGAAUCGUAUAAUGUCCCGCGUGCACCGGUUUACUAAUCGAUCCUCAGUACGCGUUCGUGAAGACACGAAGAUACUGAGUUGCGAUUCUCCGGAAUCUGUAAUUGUGAAUCAAACUGGACGAUGCCAGCUACCAGCGGUACAACCUGAAUGCAUAAAUGCACCCAACAAUCAAUCAAUUGUCAACGACAGUCGAAUCACGCACAACUACAACGAACAACUGAUCCCAUACAUGAACCCCGAACCAUCAGCAUCGGUUUUAUGUACUGAGGCCUAUGAAAUAAUGGAGAGGUCGACACCUGUAAUAAGUGCCUGGGAAUCCACAAAUAUUCCAACAACUUCAUUGAAUGCCGAUGAUUUAAGAUCAAAAUUAUCGAAUGAAUUAUUGGAACAAGAAUCUAAUAAAUUGCUUACUGAAUCAGAAAAUAUGAAUAAGUUGAACAUUAGGUCGACUAAUUACUCGGUGUUUGAUCAAUCAUGGAAUGAUUAUUUUGUGAUUAAAUCAUUGAUAACCACUAUGACGUCGGCAAAUUUUAAGUUAUUAACGGAAGAAUUGUUGUUUAACAUUACGACUGUUGAACAUUUAGAAAAAACAAUUCAAUUAAUCCUAGAAAUGGUGUUUUAUAACCCUAAAUCAAUUCCCAUUUAUGUAUAUAUUUUUUGUAAAUUGGAAAAUAUCGAAAGAAGUUACAAUAGCAGGUUUAAUACUGGAUCCUUCAAAAGGCAAUUGUUGACGCAAUGCGAAGAUCUACUACACUCAGGAAUGAUUGAAAACAAAAUUAAUUCUAGAGGAAUUUACACAUUUAUCGGCAAGUUAUAUUUGAAAAAUAUGUUACCGUACCAAAUUAUAGUGGAUUAUUUAAACUGGUCGCUCGAUAAGGAAUCGCUGGCAUACGUAGAGAACGUGUGCUAUUUCCUAAUAAUCGUCGGAAAGAAAUUGGAUAAAUCGUACAAUCUGAAAGAAACUACGGAGAAGAUGAAACUGCAGUUCACCUCGAAGGUUCUCAACGUGUGGUGCGCGUAUUAUUUUUACAUGGAAAACUUCUCAUUGGUCGGUGAUGGCCAGUCGAACCGGUUACCACGGACGUCCGAACAGUUUGCGGGCGACGAGGGACCGGACGCGUUCCGGAACGUGGACGGUUGGCCAUUGGGUACAUUGAAGAUCGUGACAUCGAGGACGUCAGCAUGGUCGAUAUGAACGGCGACGAGUUCGUGUCCGGCUGUUCGUCGGACACCAGUGGCGAUGCACAGGGGGACAGAAUUAAAUCGUAGUUGGACGAAAGUUUUUUUUUCGUGUUACAUCUUCUCAAAACUUACUAAUCCACGCUCAUUAGAAGCAUUGUAUUUGUUUUUGUAUUAUUGUAAUUGUAUGUGUAUUUUGUACUUUGUACGAGUAUUACGUUUUGAAAUUAUUCGAGUACGUUUUCAUUCGAAUAUUCAUAAAGCUAUGUUCUAUUAUCAACUUUUUUACACAAUUUGUUUAUACUUGUAAUAAAAAGACCGUAAAUCAUUCGGACUACUGACUUUCUUAACUGUGUUUGAAAUCCAGUCGGAUAAUUAUUUUAUUCGAACAGUUGUGAAAAAAAAAAAUCGUUCGCAUAAUAUUCAUUCGAAUGAUUAUUUUGGAUA